AUGAAAGUGGGAGCCUGCUACGGAGCAGGCUAUGUGGCCAUGUUCCUUGCGCUGGGCCUCGGCACCACCGCGGCCAAGACCUCCUUUUUCGGGUCCCUGCAGGCCGUGGUCUGCGCAGGCAUCACUUGCAUCCUGGCGCGGCAGCUGAAGAUCGGCACGCUGGCGGCAGCCGCUCUGGCGGUCACAGGCGUGGGGGUGCUGGAGCUGGCGGGCAGCGGGCCUCUGGAGCUUGCGCCGGGCGACUUGAUCUGCUCGCUGGUGCCACUGAGCUUCGGUGCUGGAUGGUUCAUCCUGGGCAAGACCAUGAAGGACUAUCCUGAAGACGCCUUGCCCUCCACGGCUUUGCAGCUGGCGCUGAUCUGCUUGGCCUGUUUGGGCUGGACGGGCGCCUCAAGCUUCCACCAGGGCGGCCUGGAGGCAGUAGCAGCGGUCUUCGCGCAGCUGCCUUCGCUGCUGCUCACGCCGAAGAACCUCCUGCCGCCGCUGCUGUUCUCGGCCCUGGUGGGCAAUGUGCUGACCAUGUGGCUGGCCAACGAGGCCCUGCGCCGCGUCAAGGGCGCCGACGUGGCGCUCAUCGCGGCCUCGGAGCCGCUCUGGGCGGCGCUGGCCGGGAUCGCCUUCCUGGGAGACGUUCUGCAUCCCCAUGAAGUGGUUGGAGGAGCGCUUCUCAUCGCUGCCGUUGUGUGCAACGAGCUUUGGGCAGAGGAGGAGCUGCCGCUGGAGAGCCCUGCACGCCGGCGGGAGUCGCGGCCACGGCCCCUGGUGCAGAUGGCCGCCAUGAAGGACAAGUGA
Messenger RNA from Effrenium voratum, 792 nucleotides. Lineage: Eukaryota; Dinophyceae; Suessiales; Symbiodiniaceae. The record is from the annotation of a GenBank genome assembly.